Messenger RNA from Planococcus citri (citrus mealybug), 1660 nucleotides. RefSeq names its product lipase 3-like. The record is from RefSeq and is a predicted model, not a curated record. The transcript is spliced from 8 exons. Gene Ontology annotation, molecular function: hydrolase activity, acting on ester bonds. Bases 177 to 1514 code for a protein of 445 amino acids. Lineage: Eukaryota; Metazoa; Arthropoda; Insecta; Hemiptera; Pseudococcidae. Gene Ontology annotation, biological process: lipid metabolic process.
UGAAAUAGGUACGAGACGUCAAACAGUUAAACACGAAAAAUUGUACAUGGUUUCCACGAAAAAAAAAGUCAUUCGAGUGCAAUAGAUAAGAGCAAAAGAAAAUAAUUUCAGAAUUAUAGAAACCGCAAUUCGAGUCCAUACGUAAAAUACAUUUUGAAUAUCUACCUACGUACAAAAUGAAAAUUUUUCAAAAGAAAAAUGCUCGUUUAAAAAUGUUCUAUCCACGUACAGUUUUUCACAUAAUUGUGUCAAUUCUCACACUUGGCGCCAUAAUCUCAAAUUAUGGAUUUGUUGACGGCUUACUGAACCCGGAUCUCUAUGCACCGGUAGAUAUGAUAAAAAGAAAUGGAUACCCGGUAGAAACCUAUGACAUAACGACCCCCGAUGGAUACGUUCUCGGAUUACAAAGAAUUCCAUAUGGAAAAACAAAUAAAAAUGGCAGUCAUUUCCCUAUACUUUGCAUUCACGGGUUUAUCGACUCUUCGUUCGCAUGGAUUGCCAAUGGACCUAACAGAGGGCUAGCUUACUUAUUAGCGGAUCAAGGAUAUGACGUUUGGAUGAUCAAUGUACGCGGUAAUACAUUUUCUCGAAACCAUACCCAAUACACAGCAAAUGACCCAGAAUUUUGGAACUUCAGUUUCGAUGAAAUAGGUUCCAUCGAUUUGCCAACGACCAUCGAUUUUAUUCUGGAUAAAACGAAUCAUACACAGUUACUCUGCAUAUGUGAUUCAGCUGGAAAUGUAAUGUUUUACAUUAUGCUAUCACAUUUACCACAAUACAAUAACAAAGUUAUUGCUCAAGUCAGCCUAGCACUGUAUUAUCACCCAAAAAUGAUACCAGAUUCAGAUUUACAAAUGCUUUCCGAAGGGGGUAGCGCAAUUGACGAUGUUCUUGGUCCUUUUUUGGAGCAUGAUCAAACGACGAAACUUGGAAUACAAUUUUUGUCAACUCUGCAGAAAUUGAAUGGCUACACAUUGUACGAUUAUAUGUUAUAUCUUGUUUAUGGCUUAAGAGCAGAUCACAUAAACAGGGUAAAAAAAAUGGCACUUACAAUGACAGUACCUACUACAUACCUAGCCGGUACCUCGUUCAAAGUAUCGAGACACCUAGUCCAACUCCGAACAUCCUUCAGCCAUUACGAUCAUGGUCCAGCAAAAAAUUUGGAAAUUUAUGGUACCCAGUUGCCUCCUGAGUACAAUAUCAGUAAUAUACGCGUACCAGUUCGUCUGUACCAUGCAAAAGGAGAUUUUGCAGCUACCCCACAGGAAGUGCAAUUUUUAUACGAUAAUUUGCCAAUAAAAGCAGGAGUGAUAGAAAUAGCUGAUCCCAAUUUCAGCCAUAUGGAUUUCUUAUACAACGAGCACAAUAACGAAUUAUUCAACUACGACGUGAUACAAUUUGUGAACAAUAUCGUCAAUUACACUUUGAGCCACGGUGCCAAUCCGAAUCUCCAAAUUGGAGUUGACAAUAGGACAGUGUCAUUCAAAAACGAUAUCCAUACCUCCGAUUUGUAAAACUGAGAUCCUUUCAAGGAAGUGUAAUCGAAUCUCGGAAGGUAUUUUGAAAUACAGAGUACUUAUUAUUUUGUAAUGUAUGUACGUUGCAAGACCUCGCGUUUACGAGGACUUUUUCCAAUCAAUUAAAUUUUUGUAUUCCACUA